AAUUAUAAAACGUCACCACCUGUCAAAAGGAUGAUUUAGAAUUAUUUGUUAAAAGAAUUAAAAAAACUUGUUUUUCUAACAGAAACUAUUCAAAAAUGAGUAGUAAAACGAAAACGAUCGAAAAAAACGGUGUUUCCACGUCGAAUAAAACUUUAUGGACCAGAGCGUUUACCUCGAAUUCGGAGUGGCCUGAUAAGGAAGAAUUUUUAGAUGUGAUUUAUUGGAUGAGACAAUUCAUCGGAAUUUUUAUAGGGAUAACGUGGGGGUUAUUACCGUUAAAAGGCUUCCUUGGUAUAGCUUUAUUCGUCUUGGUUAAUGCAGCGAUUAUUUAUUUUUACUGUAUAAAUUUCCAAAAUAUAAACGAAGAAGAGUAUGGGGGAACGUGGGAAUUAACUAAGGAAGGGUUUAUGACAUCGUUUGCUGGGUUUUUAGUUACAUGGAUUAUAAUUUAUUCUGGUUUACAUCAUGAAUGAUUAAAGUAAUUUCUUAUUAAUUAGGGUUUUGUAAUAAAUAUAAUAUUGUUUCAUCUUAAAAGGAAAUGUAAUCAUGUACAGCAAUAUCCAUAAUAAAUAUUUAUAAGAUGUCA
Messenger RNA from Onthophagus taurus, 586 nucleotides. NCBI's taxonomy places the organism in Eukaryota, Metazoa, Arthropoda, Insecta, Coleoptera, Scarabaeidae. The record is from RefSeq and is a predicted model, not a curated record.